Messenger RNA from Stegodyphus dumicola, 1824 nucleotides. RefSeq names its product ATP synthase, beta subunit (gene ATPsynbeta). Gene Ontology annotation, cellular component: proton-transporting ATP synthase complex. NCBI's taxonomy places the organism in Eukaryota, Metazoa, Arthropoda, Arachnida, Araneae, Eresidae. The record is from RefSeq and is a predicted model, not a curated record. Gene Ontology annotation, molecular function: proton-transporting ATP synthase activity, rotational mechanism; ATP hydrolysis activity; ATP binding. Gene Ontology annotation, biological process: proton transmembrane transport; proton motive force-driven mitochondrial ATP synthesis.
CGGGCUCGUUGCGUGUCCCGACCAGGUCGUUUCGGUCAUAUUUAGGAAUCAGUUUGUAAGAUAUUUCUGGGCCAGAAAAUUUAUUGUAUUUAUUCAAAAUGUUUAGGGCUUUUUCACGAGCCUCCACACUACUGUUUAAAGCAUCUACACUAUCUACUCCAAAUGUAGUUGGCGGAAUAAAAAUUGUCCCGUGUAUAUGGACCACAUCUAUUCAGUGCUAUGCAUCUGCUGCAACAGCUGCUCAGGCAAAAGGAAAGAUUGUUGCAGUCAUUGGUGCUGUUGUUGAUGUGCAGUUUGAUGAUGACCUUCCUCCCAUAUUAAAUGCCUUAGAGGUUGAAGGAAGGAAACCUCGAUUAAUCUUGGAAGUGGCUCAGCACUUAGGAGAAAAUACUGUUCGAACGAUUGCUAUGGACGGUACUGAAGGCUUAGUUCGUGGCAACACGGUGCUGGAUACGAAGUCUCCCAUCAAAAUUCCUGUUGGCCCAGAAACUUUAGGAAGAAUUAUCAAUGUAAUUGGUGAACCUAUUGAUGAAAGAGGUCCAGUAGUCACUGAUAAAUAUUCUGCAAUUCAUCAAGAAGCCCCUGAAUUUGUUGAAAUGAGUGUCGAACAGGAAAUUUUAGUGACAGGAAUAAAAGUUGUAGAUUUAUUAGCUCCAUAUUCCAAAGGUGGAAAAAUUGGUUUGUUUGGUGGUGCUGGGGUAGGUAAAACUGUAUUAAUUAUGGAACUGAUUAACAACAUUGCUAAAGCUCAUGGUGGCUAUUCAGUAUUUGCUGGAGUAGGUGAAAGAACCAGAGAAGGAAAUGACUUAUAUCAUGAAAUGAUUGAGGGUGGUGUUAUCAGUUUAAAGGAUAAAAGCUCUAAGGUAUCUCUUGUAUAUGGACAGAUGAAUGAGCCUCCAGGUGCUCGUGCUCGAGUUGCCCUCACUGGUCUGACUGUUGCUGAGUAUUUCCGUGAUGAAGAAGGACAAGAUGUGCUGCUGUUUAUUGACAACAUUUUCAGGUUUACACAAGCUGGUUCUGAAGUAUCAGCAUUGCUGGGACGUAUCCCAUCUGCUGUAGGUUAUCAACCCACCUUGGCAACUGAUAUGGGUACCAUGCAGGAAAGAAUUACAACUACAAGAAAAGGAUCAAUUACAUCUGUACAGGCCAUUUAUGUACCUGCUGAUGACUUGACUGAUCCUGCUCCUGCUACUACAUUCGCCCACUUGGACGCCACCACUGUCUUAUCUCGUGGUAUUGCUGAAUUGGGUAUCUAUCCUGCUGUAGAUCCUCUUGAUUCAACAUCAAGGAUUAUGGACCCUAACAUAGUAGGACAAGAACAUUAUGAUGUUGCUCGUGGUGUGCAAAAAAUAUUGCAGGAUUAUAAAUCUUUGCAAGAUAUCAUUGCUAUUUUGGGAAUGGAUGAAUUAUCUGAAGAAGACAAGCUUACUGUAUCACGUGCCCGUAAGAUCCAGAGGUUUUUGUCACAGCCUUUCCAAGUAGCUGAGGUCUUCACUGGCCAAGCUGGAAAAUUUGUACCAUUGGCUGAUACCAUUAAAGGCUUUAAGAGUAUAUUAAAUGGUGAAAUGGACCAUAUACCUGAAGUUGCAUUUUACAUGGUUGGACCAAUUGAAGAAGUCCUUCAAAAAGCAGAGAAACUAGCAGAAGAAUCAUAAAAGUGUGAUCAGUAGUGAUUUUAGAUACUUUCCAUCUUCUAAAUUGCAUCAAAAUGUGUAUCAUUUCAACAAUAAAUUUCUGUCUUAUAUUAAGCUGAAAGCAGUCGGUCAUUGUAGAAUGAGUACUUUUUCAGAUGCUCUGCAAAAAAUAAAGUUUAUAUAUAAAUUA